UCCUGAUCGUAUGGUUGGAUAGAAACAUUUGGGCGAGAAUAUAUCGGCAUGCUCUGGAUCUGCGCCGGGGUUUUGCGCUCAUGGUUUCUUUAACUUCUGCUCCCAUAAGCAAUAAUGGCGAGGACAACAUAUCACUUUAUUACAGUCAUGUAUGUUCGGACACUGUUGGCGCAUAGGCUAGUGUUCCAUUCAAUCCACGUCACUAUAUACGGAUGCCUUAUGAACUCCCCAAAAUAGUUGUGAUCAUGCUCGAUCACUCGAAAGGCAGUGGGUAUCUGCAGUCCUGGUAGGUCAGACCCUAAAGCUUUGCAGGACUAGCCCCUCGCGGGCGCUGAGGGAUGCGGCCGUGGGGUAGAUUGUUUAUUCUAUGGUCGGUCAGGUGCUGCUGCGCCUAGAGAUCUAGUAAAGGGAAUGACCAGGUGUCCAUAGUGUCCUUUCUUAACUAGAAAUAAAUUGGUGGGGUUUCAAACUGAGACUUAUUCCACCAAUCUCUUGGGCGUUCUGAUGGACCAAGGGAUACCUUUGAUGGUAUCCUAAUCACUACCUAUUUCCCCUUACUAGUACUAGAAAAAUGGACACCGAUAACUCAGCUUUUGAGAGUUAGGAUUGUGUGGGUGGUAGUGGGGUGCAGUGCAUAAUCGCCUCAAAGCCACCGCCAAGGACAAAGUUAGAAAAAGAAAUCGUUUCAGGCAAAAAAACGCUAGUGCAGACUUGGUCUGAUACAUACAAACGCCCAGAGCUCUAGAUAGUAAUCGCGAGUGAUAAUACAUGAAGAGAGGCAACGCUUUGUGUGGGUAUCAGAAGCGGAGAAGUAUCAUAAUAACAUUAUUAAACGGUAAAAAAAAAAACAAGCGCUCGGGGACACAAUAGUGAUGUAUAACGCUAUAUCACCAAUGAGAGCGUUCCGCCCACCCCCUCGCUAAUCGAUCACCAACCCACCCCGCGGAUUUCCCAAAGACCGGUAUCGGAACUCGAGUACUCUACCGGUAUUGCUUUUCCCCAUAACAGCAGCAGCAAAUCUAAGACAUUUCCUCUCCAGCCAGCUACGAGUGUAGAGCUUGGCUCGGCCGAACAAUCCACCCGUUGCAGCCCCGGUGUCCCCCGUAUCGGCAGACUGCAGUGGUCGCUUAAAAGAAGUGUUUGCUGGCAGUUGUGUGUGCCCGUACAGGUCUCUUUCCGUUGCGAGAUUCUCCAGGCGCGAUAAUUUGUCAAGUCUUUGCAGUCUGAUUGGUUGGGAUUUUUUUGCAGUGCCAAGUUUUCUGUGCGGGGUAGUCUGCUCUUAGUGUUAGAAUCUCGCGACUCUGGAACUGAUCGCAGGUUAAUUCGGGAACAAGCACGGCUCUCUAGGUCAUCGUUUAUCACUCUUCCUCGUAGGAAAGAAAGGUUCAGAUCAUCGGAAUUGAUUAACAUGGAUUAUCAACAUCGGAUAUCGUGGUCACCUUCGACCGCGCCACCGGCUGAGUUGCCGGAGGGGGUUCAGAGGGAGUUUCUUCAGUCCCCGGGUGGGAUGUUGGAGUUGUUGACUUCUGGUCCACAGUGGCACGAAGGGUAUGAGAGAGUGGAGAAGCAACCGUUACUGUUUAUUCAUGGAGGUAGGCUUCUUCGAUUCUUCUUGUCUGGGUGCGUUUUAGAGUCAGUUGAUUAAUCCCCUCCUUAAUUAGGCUUUGAGAGUGCAUUUGACUUCUCUAAUUACCUCCAAUUUUUCUCCUCGCAUGGAUACUCCUGCUAUGCUCCCUCUCUCCGCGGUCAUGGAGCGUCGUAUAAACUAGGUUUCUGGUCCAUGUACUGGGCUUGUAAGUCCCUUAAACUUUCAUGUAUAGAGUGUCGACGCUAAUUGACUCAGCAAAACAUGCCCUCGCCCUUGACGUCGCCCUCGUGAUCGCACACAUUCGGUCAAAACACCCCAACAACGUCAUAAUAAUUGGCCAUUCCUCCGGUGGCGGUCUCGCGCAAUACAUUCUUGACAAGGAUAUGGAGAAACUUGGUGGAUUGGUGACCCUAGCAGGAACGCCCGGAUUCGGAUCGUAAUAGCCCCCCUCUCCCCACUCAGCUGCCACUACCCAGCCUGGCUGGCUGGUUAUGCUAACGCAUAUAAUAGGUUUGGAGUAUACCUAAAUUGGAUAAGGCUCGACCCCUGGUUUCUGAUUCGCACAUGCUUCAAGCACUUCGGUCACCCCCGCUCCCCACUGUCAUCCACAGCCCUCGUGCACAGCGCAUUCUUCUCUCGCGCCUUCCCUCUCCAGGAAAUUUGCGAGAUCGAGCGUAUGAUGCCGGAAUACGAGAGCAUGAGUUGGACCGUCAGCAUGAUGACAAAGUUUGUGUCUCCUGAGAGGGUUAUUGGGAGCAUUCUGCCCACCCUGAAGGGUGGGAGAAGGGUGCUGGUUGUCGCCGGCGGUGAGGAUAAACUCAUGAACGGGGUGAUCAUGCAGAAAUUGGCGGCGUGGUAUCGGGUUGCUUGGGAGAGUGUUCGGGGAAAGAGUGAGGAAGAGGUGGAGGAGAGUAGUGAGGAGGUUGUGAGGUAUGGAGUUGUAGAGGGGAGCGGACAUCAUAUUAUGAAAGAUAUCGCAUGGGAGGCGGGGGCAGAGAUGCUGCUUGAGUGGCUCCAGGGCCGUUAGAGCCUAGGUGGUAGUAGGUGGAGUGGUUAGGUAGAUUGAUGUUUACGUUAGUUUGAAGCGUGAGAUCAGAAAUUGGUUCACAAAUGCUACAG
Molecule: messenger RNA, 2707 nt
Organism: Tuber aestivum (summer truffle)
Lineage: Eukaryota; Fungi; Ascomycota; Pezizomycetes; Pezizales; Tuberaceae
Source: the annotation of a GenBank genome assembly